AUGGCAUUAGUAGAUGCAGACUGCAAAUUUUUGUAUGUUGAUGUUGGUAGCUGUGGACGAGCCAGUGAUGGCAGAGCUCUGGAUAGGUGUAGCCUAAAGCAGGGGGUUGAGGGUAAUGUGUUAGAUAUUCCUCAACCAGAGAAUAUACCUCUUUCUGAUAAGAAGUGCCCUUAUGUAUUUGCUGGAGAUGAUGCCUUCCCCCUAAAAACUUACCUAAUGAAACCAUAUCCAGGAUGGGAUCAAACCCAUGACAAAAUUACAUAUAACUACCGUGUUUCCCGUGCUAGGAGGACAUCUAAGAAUGCGUUCGGUAUUCUUGCUGCAAGAUUUCAAAUAUUCAAGCAGCCCAUAAGAAUAUCACCAGAGAAGGUAAAUGACAUAUUAUUGGCUGCUGUAACCUUGCAUAAUAUGUUGCAUGAAUCUUCUAGCAAUUCAUAUACACCUCCUGGAUUUAUUGAUGCUGAGGAUAUGGAAAGUGGAAGAAUCCAAGUAGGCCAUAUGCACCACUUCCCAUACGGUGCUGUAGAAGGUUUGGAGGCUGUUGGUAGGGGCCAUUCAAAUGAUGCCAAAAAUAUAAGGGAGAAAUUCAGACUACUUCAACAAUGA
Portunus trituberculatus (swimming crab) is the source of this 606-nucleotide messenger RNA. RefSeq names its product protein ALP1-like. The record is from RefSeq and is a predicted model, not a curated record. Lineage: Eukaryota; Metazoa; Arthropoda; Malacostraca; Decapoda; Portunidae. The transcript has a single exon. The coding region runs from base 1 to 606 and encodes 201 amino acids.